Aureobasidium musti is the source of this 1047-nucleotide messenger RNA. NCBI's taxonomy places the organism in Eukaryota, Fungi, Ascomycota, Dothideomycetes, Dothideales, Saccotheciaceae. The record is from the annotation of a GenBank genome assembly.
AUGCCUGAAGUAUAUGCUGCACACCAGGAUUAUGCCUUCCCUCGAAACUUCAAAGGAUAUGGAGAGAAAGGCCUUGAGGGCUUGAAAUGGCCUGACAAUGCCAAAAUUGCAGUCUCAUUCGUUAUCAAUUAUGAAGAGGUGAGCUUCCAAGAACUUUUGAGGGUAUCUCGAAAGUGUAAGCUAACGCAUAUAAGNGGAGGCGAGCGAUCAGUGCUGCAUGGAGACGGCCGUUCAGAGACAUCCCUCCGCGAAUAUCCUGCAGAACCGGACAUCAACGAGCGCAACUACAGUGCCGAGUCCGAGUUCGAAUAUGGCUCUCGUCGCGGAUGGUGGCGCAUGUUCAAGCUAUUCAACGAUCACAAGAUGAAGUUCACACUUUAUGCUGUUGGCUCAGCUUGUGAGGAACAGCCCGAAGUUGUGACUCGAUGUGUUGAAGAAGGUCACGAUAUUGCAUCUCAUGCGUACCGAUGGAUCGACCAUAAGAAUCUGUCUGUGGAAGCCGAGAAGCAGCACAUUCGAAACGGCAUCACUGCUCUCAAGAAACUCUCUGGUUAUGCUCCAAAAGGAUGGUACUACGGCCGCCCAUCGCCACAAAGUAGAGCACUUAUUCCUGCCGUGUAUGAGGAGAUGGGCGAAGAGCUCUUGUGGGCAAGCGAUACAUACGCUGACGACAUCCCUUACUGGACCGAUCUACCCCAGGAGUGUGACAGUGAGAACCCCAAGGGCUGCUUGAUGCUCCCUUACAGCUACGACUGCAACGACUUUAAAUUCCUCACCGCGGCCACUGGCUUCCGCGACCCCAAUGGCUUCUAUACUCACAUCAAGAACGCGUUUGACGUGCUCUACGAGGAAGGAGAGGCAGGUCAGCCAAAGAUGAUGACGAUCGGCCUGCAUUGCCGCAUCAUCGGACGACCUGGCCGCUUCAAGGCUCUUCAGGAUUUUGUACAGUACAUCUCUUCCAAAGAGGGUGUUUGGGUUGCCACCAGGACAGAGAUUGCUGAAUCUUUCAGAGAGCAAUUCCCAUACAAGAAGGGACAGCUAGCGUAA